AUGCAUUUGCGACUCUUCGCCAUUGUGAUAUCCUUGCUAUAUGAGGUGAUCAGGAUGGGGUCUGGCAUCCUGCAGAAGCAAAGUGCUCAGAAAGAGAUGUCAGAGGACUGUCGGAGCUGUCUGGAGUGUUCCAGUGGCAAUGGCUGUGUGCGUUGCCCCGAGCGACUCUUCCUGUUCUUGCAGAGGGAUGGGAUGUCUCACCAUGGAACUUGUCUCCACGCCUGCCCGGCUGGACACUAUGGACAGAGAGGGAAGGACAUCAGCCGCUGCAUGAAGUGCCGCUCUUUGGACUGUGAGCACUGCUUCAGCCGGGACUUCUGCACCAAGUGUAAGCCUGGUUUUCAGCUGUACAAAGGAAAAUGUCUGAGCCACUGCCCAGAGGGAACCUUCAUCCACCAGACAGACUGCUUUGAGGACUGUUCCGUGGCUCCGUUGGGAGAGUGGAGUGAUUGGAGCAUCUGUCUCCGUGACGGCCUCACCUGUGGAUUCAGAUGGGGCAAGCAGACCAGGACCCGUGGAAGAAGCCAGUCUGGGAGAACACCUGAGGAGCAGUCACUGUGUCCCACCCACAGCGAGACACAAAAGUGCAGGAUGAAGAAAAAGUGCCCCCAAGGCUGUGAUCCAAAGUGGGCCGGUCUGAGGUAUGAAAGUCCAGGGCUGAGUCCCACUCUGGCCCUGCUAAGAGACAUAUUCAACAGAGACAAACAGUGGAUGUCAGAGUUUUACAACAAAAUGUGA
Molecule: messenger RNA, 738 nt
Organism: Sphaeramia orbicularis (orbiculate cardinalfish)
Lineage: Eukaryota; Metazoa; Chordata; Actinopteri; Kurtiformes; Apogonidae
Gene: rspo4
Product: R-spondin 4
Exons: 5
Coding region: 1-738 (245 amino acids)
Source: RefSeq, a predicted model, not a curated record